Molecule: messenger RNA, 10746 nt
Organism: Podarcis lilfordi (Lilford's wall lizard)
Lineage: Eukaryota; Metazoa; Chordata; Lepidosauria; Squamata; Lacertidae
Source: the annotation of a GenBank genome assembly
AUGGGUUGUGUGCAAUGCAAAAGGAAGAGGCCCAAUAAAAACCCCAGCAAUGGCGGCGAUGGGAUGGCAAACCUGCAGCCCAACUCCUGCUACGAUCCUGACCCCACCCCACAGAACCCCACCAACACGUUCACGCGCAUCCCCGACUACAACAACUUCCAGGCAGGGACCUCGGGGCCUUCCACUCCGGCCUUCAUGGGGGGGUCCAGCCUGUAUCCCAGCUCCCUCCCCAUGUCUGGAGCCGGGAUUGCAGGUCAGUCUCUCAGGAAAGGCUGCAGCUAGAGGACUCAGGUGUGGUGGGCAAGCCUCGAAUGCUUGCUUUGGUUGGGCCAACCCUUUGGGGCAGGCCUAAGUCAUGGGUGGAGAAACCAAUUCAGUCCUAGGGCCACAUUUCCUUCUCAACAAACCUUUGGGGGCCACAUGCCAGUGGUGGGAGGAGCCAGAGGUUAACAUGGGUGGGGCAAUGGAUGCCAAUUUUACCUUUGUACAGGAGGAUGGUUGCUAGGUAUACAAGAACACACAGUCCCCUCUGUCCUCCAAUCAGGCAAUCAAGCAGCAUGAUCACGGAAUCAUAGAUUUAGAAGGGACCUUGUGGGUCAUCUAGUCCAACCCCCUGCAAUGCAGGAAUCUCAGCUAAAGCAUCCAUGACAGAUGGCCGUUCAACCUCUGCUUUGAAGCCUCCAUUGAAGGAGAGUCCACCACUUCCUGAGGGAAACUGUCCUACUUUCAAACAGCUCUUACUGUCAGAAAGUUCUUCCUGAAACUCCCUUCUUGCAACUUGAAGCCACUGGCACAUUUCCUGCCCUCCAGAGCAGGAGAAAACAAGCUUCCUCCAUCCUCCAUGUGACAGCCCUACAGAUAUUCAAAGGUGGCUAUAUCUCCUCUUUUCCAGGGUAAACAUUCCCAGCUCCCUUAACUGUUCCUCAUAAGGCUUUGUUUCCAGACCCUUGACCAUCUUGGUCGCCCUCCUUUGCAAAUGUUCCAGCUUGUCAACAUCCUUCUUAAAUUGUGGUGCCCAGAUUCAGAGCUCAAGGACACACGCCAGUCAGACAAAAGCACUCAAGAGGAGUAGAAAGCAGGGCCAGUGAGGAGUGUGGCAUAGGGAGAGAGCAGUAGUGGCUGGAGAGAGUCCUGAGGGCCAGGGAGAGAUGCAGGGGGGGGGGGGACACGACAACACACAUUUGUUCCUCGCAUCUGAGCUUUUAUGCUUACAAAGUUAUUUCUGGACAACCUGUUGGAUGCAGCCCAGGUGGCGUUGGCAUUUCCUGUGGACCGAUUGUAAUUCAGGAAAUACCAUGCUCAUAGGUAACAUACCUGGGGAUUUCUCCUGAGCUGGAGCUGCCUCUGCAGCUUUUGCUGGGUCCUCUCACUGCCUUUCUGCUGCUGCCCCCUGCAGGUGGAGGAGUGACCCUGUUUGUUGCCUUGUACGAUUAUGAAGCCAGAACAGAGGACGACCUCACGUUCAAGAAAGGAGAGAAAUUCCACAUAAUUAACAAUAUGUGAGUAUUGGCUUAUAGUAUGGCUUAAAGGAGGAGUACAGAACGUUUGGUGCUCUAGAGUUGGCUCAGCUACAACCCUCACCAAUCCUGGCCCUUGGCCAUGCUCACUGGGGCCGAUGAGAGACAGUGCAUGUAUUCUUAUUAAUUUAUAUGCCACUUCCAUGUUGUGAACCACCCUGUGCUCUUUGGAUGAAGGGCGGUCUACAUAUUUAAUAAAUAAUAAUUAUAAAAUAAGUGGCUUCUAAGUGGUUUACAGCUAUACAAUCAGCUACAAAAUCCACACCUAAUUAAAAGGUGCUGUGGGUUAAAUCACAGAGCCUAGGACUUGCCGAUCAGAAGGUCAGUGGUUCGAAUCCCCGCGAUGGGGGUGAGCUCCCGUUGCUCUGUCCCAGCUCCUGCCAACCUAGUAGUUCAAAAGCACAAAGUGCAAAUAGAUAAAUAGGUACCGCUCCAGCGGGAAGGUAAACGGCAUUUCCAUGUGCUGCUCUGGUUCGCCAAAAGCGGCUUAGUCAUGCUGGCCACAUGACCCGGAAGCUGUACGCCGGCUCCCUCAGCCAAUAAAGCGAGAUGAGCGCCGCAACCCCAGAGUCGUCUGCAACUGGACCUAAUGGUCAGGGGUCCAUUUACCUUUACCUAAUAAAAACACAAACAAAACCAAUUCAUCCUUAAUUAAAAUAUACAAUAGAACAAACCAGGUGAAAAGAAUAGUGUUUAAAACAGAUUAAAAGAAAAGAAAAGAAAAAUCAGACAUUGGGAAUUGAACCUGAGACCUUCUGAAUGCAAAAGCCUGGGUUCUGCCACUAAGCUAUUCCUCCACCUGGGUGAGCUUUAUAGAUCUGUAGAGUUGGAAGGGAGCACAAGAGUCAUUAGUUCCAACCCUUCCUCAUGGUUCACUGGUUUCUUUUCUCUCUCCUGUUUCUCCAGGGAGGGUGACUGGUGGGAGGCGAGGUCUCUCAACACAGGAGCGACGGGCUACAUCCCUAGCAAUUACGUGGCACCCGUGGACUCCAUCCAGGCAGAAGAGUAAGUAUGGCGGCAUCUGGAGGGGGGGCAUGCAGGGGGUGGGAAAGGGGAGAGGUACUCAAAGGAGGUGAUUAUUUGCUUUUAGCCGGGUAAGGAAACUUUCUGGCCUGGCGGGCUAGAUCACUUAUCUCCCCGCAUCCCCAGGGGGUCAAACUUGAGUGACAGGAGUGGGGAAGAGGGGUCUGUUCCCCCACAGGAAACACGCUGGUGAAGCAGCACCCAGAAGGACUGAACCUCUCUCUGCUCUACAGAAGCUGGCAAUUGGCCCAGGUCCUCUUCCCCUCCGCCUCCAAGCAUUCACUUCUAAAUCUUCUUUUUCCAGAUGGUACUUUGGGAAAAUUGGCCGCAAGGAUGCCGAGAGGCAGCUUCUGUGCCAUGGCAACCCCCGGGGAACUUUUCUCAUCCGCGAGAGCGAGACCACCAAAGGUAGCACCUUUCUCCCAAGGGUAAUCUAGUCCAAACCUCUGCGAUGCAGGAAUCUCAACUAGAUCAUACAUGACAGGUGGCUGUCCAACCUCUGCUUAAAAACGUCAGCUAUUCUCCCUGUAAACACAUCAGGAUGACAGCUCAUUAAACAGGUCAUCUGUGCUUUGGGCACGCUAGGUGUGCAAACAGAAGGGUCCUAAAAGACCCCAGGGAGGACACAGAAAUCAAAGUAACUUAUGGAAGAAGAAGGUUCAUCUCCCAAAUAGGUGGGAAAUGCAAUCCCUUUUGACUUGGCCUCAUGGAGUACAGCACCACCUGCUGCCUUGCUGUGCAAUUACGUCUCGAUCAUUCCUUUAUCAUUAUUUUUGCCUUUAUUACAUUUAUUUCCCACCUUUUCCUCCAAGGAACUCAGUGCGGCAUACAUAGUUCAAAGCUGAAGGGCGGGGCUUCAGAGAAGGGGUGGGUCCUUGGCUUCUCCAUCCCUGGAUUUUGAUAGGUUAUUCCACAACUGUGCACCAAUCAGUGUCUAAGGAAUGUUUUCCAUUUUGCUUUUGCUCCUCCCUCGGGACCCGCCUCUGCCUCCGGGUCUCUUCCUCCUAGGUGCCUACUCACUAUCCAUCCGGGACUGGGAUGAAGUGAAGGGCGACCACGUCAAGCAUUAUAAGAUCCGGAAGCUGGACAACGGCGGCUAUUACAUCACCACCCGGGCCCAGUUUGAGACGGUGCAGCAGCUGGUCCAGCAUUAUAUAGGUAGGGUGUUGUGGGGAGGGAUCAGCAGGAGAGCAUCAAAGAAGAGACAGGGACUCUGGACCCUCCUCCUCCAGCCCUUCGAAGAUUUGGGUGGCUGGAAUGUUUCAUUUCACAAAGGUCGCCUCCACACUGUAUAUUGAAAGCACUCCUUUAUACCUCUUUAAGAGCAAUGGAGGAUCCUGGGAACUGUAGUUCGCCAAGAGUGCUGGGAGAAGUAGGUCUGUGGGGUCAGCAUCCUGAGCAAUCUUCAGUUCCAAGGGUUCUCUGGGGGAAGAAGCCUCUUAUAAAACUAUAUAUAAUAGAGGACUUUAAAUGUAUUGUGUGGAGGUGCCAAAGCUCAACUCUUCCUGGAAGUGGUUUCCUGGAAUCCAGCGGUGGAUGACAUCCAUUGGCACUGGUGGGACGGAAGGCAGGGAGCCCAACAGUAGGGGGCGCCAGAGCCAGUCUAGUUUUGUUCCUACCCUCCUCCCUCCCAGUCUAGUUUUGUCCCUACCCUCCUCCCUCCCUACAGGGGGCACCAUUGAGUCUAAGGAGGAGGAAGCUGAUAGGCAGUGCUAUGCCCUGGACAGGAAGGGUGACAGGGUGGGGGCCGGCCGAGGAUGAUGGAGCAAAGACCCAUAUGCCCUAAUGGAGCCUCCACCGCUGGAAUCCUUCGUCUCUAAGCCUAGGACUUGGAAUAUUGUCCUUCCUCUUUGCUCCGGACAAAUCCUCAGCAUCUCCUGGUAGUGCUGAGAAACUCUGGGAAACGGCUGCCUGUCGGGUGUAGGUUAUGGGGAUUGGGAAUUGCUACUGGCAAAUCCAGUGAGUGCAAUGGUUUUGCUACCGCUUCAGUUUCUGUGUAGUAAAAGGGCAUUUCCUCCUUGGUGACCAACUUGUUCUGCACUGGCUAUCUUACUGUUCUUUAACUCUUCUUCUUCCUCCCCCCCCCUUUUUUAAAAAUGUGUAUUCCCCUUUUUUUACCCCCGCACCCAAUCCUUGCUUUCCGGGGCUCCUUCUUCAAGAGAGAGCUGCAGGGCUGUGCUGCCGCCUGGCUGUGCCAUGUCACAAAGGGAUGCCCAAGCUGGCAGACCUGUCCGUCAAAACCAAAGACGUUUGGGAGAUCCCGCGCGAAUCGCUGCAGCUUAUCAAGAAACUGGGCAACGGGCAGUUUGGGGAAGUGUGGAUGGGUAGGACUGACCGCGAGAACAGAGGAGACGGGGCCCUAGAGGGGAGAAGGAAGAAGGCAAAGACACCAGGCCGAGUGCCAGUCACGGGGUGGGCAUGCCCACACAAAGUGGCAUCUCAAGAACAUCCAGUGGGCCCUGCUGGACCAAGCCAAAGGCCCUUCUAAUGCAGCGUCCUGUUUUCGCCGUGGCCAAACAGGUGACUCUGGGAAGCCUGCAAGCAGGACUUGAGUGCAACAACUCUUUCCCUACUUGAGAUUCCCAGAAACUGGGGUUCAGAGGCAGACUGAAGGCAGAGCACAGCCAUCGUGGCUAGUAGACACUGAUAGCUUUAUUCUCCAUGAAUUUGUCUAGUUCUCUUUUAAACCCAUUCAAGUCUGUCUCCAUUGCUAUAGUCUUGCUAUCAAGGGCUGCUAACGUCUUCACAUUAUUGUGCCUUUCGGGAAGAAACAGGAAAAAGAGGGCACAUGCACAUCAAUUAACGCAGGGGUCUCCAAGCUUUCCUUGCCUCAGGCCGGUGUCUCAAGCGACGAUCGUGUGGCGGGCUGGAGAGAGCGUGCCCAUACGCGUGCGCACAUGCUAUUUCCAGUGCGCUUCUGGGUCAGAGGAGGCCCAUGUGCAUGCGCACAAGCUAUUUCCAGUGCUCCUCUGACCCGGAAGCAUGUCCCUGUGCCGCGCCAGUAAGAAUGGGCGGCAGCAGGGGUUGCCGCGGGCCGGAUAAAUGGGUCCCUCGGGCCUUAUUCAGCCCCCAGGCCGUAGGUUGGUGACCCCUGAUUUAACAUCUUCAUUCCAACAUGCAAAAGUCACCAUAGGGUGAGAUUACAAUCAGCCUGUGUUGAUUUGUUCGGAGGCAAUGCUUCUUCUGAAUGCCCAUUGCUGAAAACCAGAGGAGGAGAGAGGGCUCUUGUGCUCAGAUCCCAGAAGCAUCUCCUUGGCCACUGCGAGAACAGGAUGCUGGACUAGAGGAGCCAUUGGCCUGAUCCAACAGGCUCUUUGUAUGUUCUUAUGCUCCAUCUGCGCUCAAAGCAGUUCGCGUAAAUACCGAAACAGCGUCAAUACAGUAGUAUAGUGCCACUUCAUCAAUAACUUGGGUAAGAGUGGCCAGGCAUUAACUUUAUGGAGGUGAUUUCUGCAGGCAAGCUUGAACCUGCCCUAAUGCUCUCUUUCUAUGCAAGUCAAAAAGGGAAAUCUAUUCUUGUGCAGAGAGCGGCUGCUCUAAAAGUAAGCCAAGGGCACCAACUAGUGGUCAAAGCAGAUACUUCUGCCUGAUAUAAUAUGGGGCCUGGUGCCAUACUCCUCUUCCUCCCCCUCCUGGUCCCUGUCCGUCCCUCCUGGGUGCAUGUGGAAUCCAUCACUCCAUUUUCCAUCUCGCAUUCUAUCUCUCUCUCUCUCUCUCUCCCACCUUCUCCAUCCCACCCCAUUCCAUCCAUUACAGAGUACAAUGAUGGUCUCUGCCAACUACUAACCAGGGUGUGCCCUUUUCCGAAACCCCAGACUAUGGGCCUGUCUAAGGACGCUUGGGAAAUCCUGCGCGAGUCCAUACGCUUUGACAAGAAGCUUGGCAUGGGAUGUUUUGGAGAUGUGUGGAUGGGUAAGGUGGGGGCCUUCCAGGGUCACUCUGUAGCUUGGAGGGCACAUGAGUUGGAGGUGGGUGGAGGAAGCCCAUGGAAUGAGAGUGCAUUUUAGGAUCAGGCAACUUUUGGGAGGUGCUGCUGAUUUUAUACCUAGGAAAGAUCAGUAUCCUGCCUCCUUUGGAAAGGCUGUAGCUCAACAGCAGGACAAUGCAUGCGUUGUAUAUAGAAGGUCCUUUUUUAAAAAAAUAAUUUUUAUUAACCGGCCAAUCAAAUCAAAUUAAAUCACAUCACAUAAAUUCCGAAUUACAAAGCCGAAUUUUAAAUUUUGUAUAUAGAAGGUCCUAGACGUCACCCAGGAGAUGUGAACCUGUGGCUCUCUGGAAGUUGUUGGACUCCAGUUCCCAUCAGCCCCUGCCAGUGUGGCCAACAGUCAGGGAUGGUGGAAGUUGUAGUCCAGCAACCUCUAGAGAGCCGCAGGUGACCCAUCCUUCAUCUAGUCACUGGCAUCUCCAGUCACAAGGAUCUCAGAGUGGAAAGGCAGGGCAAAAUCUUCUGCCUGGAAAGGUCUUCUGCUACUGCUAUUCUUCCUAUUCAGAACAGGCUCAGGGGGUCUCUCUUGGUGCAGACCACUCCUCGUAGCUUUUAAGAGCAGCCAGUAAGUGCAUCACACCCUGCAGAGCUGCGAUGUUCAGUGAUCAGUCCUUGAAAGCACAGGGUUUAGUACUGGAUCUGCAACUUCCUGAGAAGCAAAGCUCUUCGUUUCUUUGUUUAAAUAUAAGUGCUGCUUUUUGGCCCUUGCUGCCUUCAGAGUCAGAAGUGGUGAACUCUCAGAAGCCAGCUGCUUGCAAAGUAGGGAGGGCGAGGCGGGGGUGCCAACUUGAAUAAAAUUUGGGGGGCGGGGAGAAGCUCCACCCAGCAUAACCUAUCACAAGAGUGGCAAGGACCAUCAACUUCAAGGCCUCCCAUUUUAUUGGGAGGGGGGCGAAGGGACUUCAACAACUAGGUGUUGGCUCCUAUGGGGCGGGGUCAUGAUUGAGCUGGAUUUCCAUUGCUCGGGGACUGAGCCUUCCAGUGUGCUGCAUAGUUCCUGGCCCCUUCCCUACUACUAGCAAAACAGAACAAAUGAGAAGGACAUACAUGUACUGGAAAAGGAUUGCUCUUCAGCUAGGAAGUUAGACAAGGGUGGAAGCAGUGGAAUUGGCCCUUCUGGGUUGGGUUUUUCAGAAGGAGGGCAUUCCUUCCAUCCCACACGUUUCACCUCUCUGCUGAGGGGGCACCAUCCUGAUCUGGCAUAACUUCCCCCUCCCAUCCAUCUCCAUCUCCACAUGGGUCAAGGUGGGAGAGCGCAAGGAAGUGUCCUCGCUCUGGUGGGUGCCCCCUUGCCAUCCCCCUCGGUGACUCUUUCCCGUGCUUCCCGCUGGCUCCAGGGACCUGGAACGGCACCACGAAAGUCGCGGUGAAGACGCUGAAGCCAGGGACCAUGUCUCCGGAAGCCUUCCUGGAAGAGGCCCAGAUCAUGAAGCGCCUUCGGCAUGACAAGCUGGUGCAGCUGUACGCGGUGGUGUCGGAGGAGCCCAUCUACAUCGUCACCGAGUUCAUGAGCCAAGGUGCGGCCAUAUGUUGGCAUGGCCAAGGCCAAGGCUGGUGGGAGGGCGCCAAGGCUUCCGGGUGGCAGGCAAGCAACUAGCUGCAACCCAGGGGCAUCCCAGGAAGCUCAAGGGCGGGAGAUUUCAAAGCAGGCAAAAAGAAGUUCAACUUUGCACAGUGCAUGGUUUAAACUAUGGAACUGGCUCCUGCAAGAUAUAGCAAUGGCCGGCAAUUUGACCGGCUUGAAAAGGGUAUUAGACCAAUCCAUGGGGGGGGGGUCACAACUGGGAAUGGUAGGGCAGGAGGCAGCAAAGCCCACAGCAGGUGGAGCCACAGCCACUGAUGGGGCACACACCAUUUAUUCUAGCUUUGUCCCCGCCUCCUUCCCUGCUGAGUUCUUCAGCCGCAACUUUGGGACUAAGCUGACAAAGCACAGUUCCCUGAGAAUGGAUGUCAGAGAAUGGAAGUUUCCAGUCCUCCUUGCAGUUGAGAAAGAGGGAGGGACUUGGUGGAGGGAGAGCAUGUGAGCCUGAGAUUGGUGCAGGCUUGUCCAUGUACCAGGGAACUGUGGUUUUUCUCUUAUGUUUGAAAUGGAAUUCUGGAAGGUACCUGGGAGGUCAAUGGUGUUGGGUCCCUGUGCAAUUGCAGCCUUUUUAGUUCAGUUAUAAAACCACUGAUGGCCUAGCUCAGCAGUAGUCCAUGUGAUGCCCUGCAGAUCUUGCUGGAUUCCAACUCUCAUCAGGCCCAGACAGCAUGACUCAUGGUCAGGGAUAAUGGGAGAUGGAGUCUGGCAGCAUCUGAAGGAUACUACAUUGGCUACCUCUGCACUAACCCAAUUGUCUAGUCUAUCAUGGAAAAGUUCAUCAUAUGCAUUCAGCCUUUCCCAACCUAGCGCCCACUUUCCAAGAUGUUGUUGGACUGCAACUGCCAUUGCCCCUGGUUAUUGGCCACACUGGCUAGGGCUCAUGGGACCUGGAGUCCAACACCACUGGAAGGGUGCCAGAUUUAGGAAGGCUGAUAAGACUCAUUCCCCAGCUGCUUCCUGCAAGGAAAGGGCAGUGGCAGGAAACUGGGCAUGGAAAGUAGACCGGACAGAGAAACUGGGUGAAGUGGUUGAUGGGCAGCUGCCGCUGGUGGGUUAUUGGGAAAAGAUCCUAACAAGAUGCUGGUCUGAUCUCCUGACUCUGCCCUUCACAGGGAGUUUGCUGGAUUUUUUGAAGGAUGGCGAUGGCCGGUUCCUGAAGUUACCUCAGCUGGUAGACAUGGCAGCCCAGGUAACUGGGGUGGGGGGCACUUGGGGAAGCUACAUUUAAUUUAACAAUAAAAUUCCCUAGACAGCUUAAGGAAAUGUGAAAUAAGCAAGCAUGCCUGUCAUUCAGUCUCAUUCUUUUCUUUAGAAAGGGAUAAUAGACUGUAUGACAAACUUCCCCAACAGGGUGCCCUCCAGAUGUUUUGGACUACAAUUCCCAUCAGUACUAGCCAGCAUAGCACAGCACAGUCAACAUUCAGGGUUGAUGGGAGUUGUAGUCCAACAGCGUCUGAAGAGACCUUAAGUCAGAGGAAGGCUAAAGUAUGAAGAUGAUCCUUGGGCAAUGAGCGACAUCAUUUGAGUCACCCACCUCCCUGUUGCAUUCUCACGUCUCCACCACCCAAGAUUGCAGCUGGAAUGGCGUACAUUGAGCGGAUGAACUACAUCCACCGGGACCUGCGUGCUGCCAACAUCCUUGUGGGCGACAACCUAGUGUGCAAGAUUGCUGACUUUGGCCUGGCCCGCCUCAUUGAGGACAAUGAAUACACAGCACGGCAAGGUAAGCUCCUGGAAACAUACCAUGUUAAGAAACCCAAGAUACUGUCUUAUACCAAGUCAAGAGUAUUUGCCCAUCUAGCCCAGUAUUGCCAACAAUGACUAGCAGUGGCUCUCUGGGGUCUUGGGUAGAGUUCUCUCUCAUUGUCUCUUACCUGGACGCCCAAGGGACUGAACCUAGGGUUUUAUGCAUGCAAAGCAGGCAGGGCCAGCGCCAAUGUUGCCAUGGCUGGGCAUCUGCCGGGGCCCCACUGACAAGAUCCCCUUGGACUUGCCACGGUGAAGAGGCAAAGCCCUAUGGAUGAACUGGGCCUGCCUGGAGAUGUGUUUUGUGGUGGUUUGGUGCUGGGAGUGGAGGGGACAUUCCCCUUCUAUUCCAUCUCAGCAUCUUCUCCCAUCUCCCUCCCCUGCCAGGUGCCAAAUUCCCCAUCAAGUGGACGGCCCCAGAAGCUGCCCUUUACGGCAAGUUCACCAUCAAGUCGGACGUGUGGUCCUUCGGCAUCCUCCUGACGGAGCUCGUGACCAAGGGGCGAGUCCCCUACCCAGGUAAAGCCUUCCCCUGUCUGGAGAGAUGGACCUGACCGUUUUUGGUUUCUCUCCAUAUCUCACUUUCCCAAUCUUAAAUUCAGUUCUCGACAGAAAUCUACGGUGAAUUUCUCCUUUGGAGCUCUCUGCUGAACCCUGCCCAACCCCCUUGCUCUUUUUCUGCAGGCAUGAACAAUCGGGAGGUGCUGGAGCAAGUGGAGAGGGGCUACCGCAUGCAGUGCCCUGGGAACUGCCCUCCGUCGCUGCACGAGCUGAUGGUGCAGUGCUGGAAGAAGGAGCCUGAGGAGCGCCCCACCUUUGAAUACCUCCAGUCCUUCCUUGAAGACUACUUCACCGCCACAGAGCCUCAGUACCAGCCGGGAGACAACCAAUAA